Molecule: messenger RNA, 873 nt
Organism: Thrips palmi
Lineage: Eukaryota; Metazoa; Arthropoda; Insecta; Thysanoptera; Thripidae
Exons: 7
Coding region: 248-820 (190 amino acids)
Source: RefSeq, a predicted model, not a curated record
CCUCACACAGCUCAGCGGAAAACAUUUUGUCUGAUCGUUUGCUCGAGUCAUAUGCCCACAAUUGCUUGUUGUGUAGCUUAUUUGAAUUGAUUUUGAUAUUUUAUGAUUCAUGAACUCGCGAAGAUGAGAAUAUACUUAUUAUAAGUUUGCCAACUUUCAAGGGGAUUUUCAAGACUUUGCAGGCGAGCCUUUGUUUAUGAUCCGUUAGCCUUAUGUCAACUAACCUAAUCAUUUCUUUUUUUAAAAGAUGGAAGAACUGGAAAAUUCACUUAAGAAAUAUUUCCUUUUUCUUGGUAAGCACUGUCUACUUUGGGAAAGUGCUGCCAAGAAAGCCAGCAAGUCUUUAUGUGCCAUUGAGAAUUUAGCUGACCAACUUCAAUCAGCAUCCAGUACGGGCCCUGAUGUUCCAAUUAAUAUACAAUUCCCAGACUUGAAACAGCAGAUCAUCUAUAAAACUCUCCUGUCUUUAGAACAAGAGCUCAUUCCUAUUAUGAGUGUCAUAAAGGAGAUAAGUGAAGCCACAGACAACUUAAACAAGUUGUCAACAAUGAUUUACAAACAUGAUGUGAAUAAUUUCGCAUUUGACACAGUAUCACUUCGUGUGCUCUUGGAAAGUGUGCAUGAUACCAGACAAUACUAUCAAGCUCAAUAUGCUGGACUACAAACUGCACUAAGGUGUCUAGAUUUCAGAGACAGUAACUCAAUCUUCAAUUUGCGGAAAUGCUUAAUAGAAGACAAAGACUUGAAGAGACAUGCGGAACGUUGCCUUCUAUUUGGAAAAUAUUUUUUAUCAGCCAUGAAUGCAGAAGAAAUUUUCUGAUGUCAUAAACUUAUUAAGUCAAUCUUCCAAAAUCAGAGCUUCAAUUCAUGUUU